AAAAAAAGCAAACAAACGAAAAAGAGAAUGACUCUGAUUCUAAAAUUGGAGUAUGUUCUCCACUUGAGUGAGGACCAAAGCCAGCAUAUGACCGCCAUAAUAGAACUUCGUUACCGGAGUCCCCAAGCUUGUUCUCUGUGUGGAAUAGCAGUGUCUAUGUUGUGGCCCUCUCCUUCCGGGGUUCUGGGAGAUCAAGGAAGACCAUUCCUGCCCCAGGACUGAAGGCAAGAAAAAGACGGCUCCCCAAGCCUUAAGGGGUCAGCCCCGAGGUUUAACCGCUUAGGGUCCCCGAGGCUCCGAGGGACUGAGCGCCUGCCGCUGUGUGCUACCUCAGGUAGCACCCUGGAAUUGCAUCACCCUGAAGCCUAAACAGCCAGGGAACACUGGCAGCUAAAAGGAAACAGGGGGAAACUGAAAUCCGGGCCCUGGGAUCCUCCUCCAUCUGCUGGCUGCCUUUGGGAGCGCGGUUCUCCCACGGUGCCAGUCUGCAGGGAACACCCUCUGCGUUUUUCUCUCUUGACUCUGCAUCUGCCUUCAUCUGAUUACCUGUGCGCCCUUCCUUACUCACAGAUAUAAACAAUUCCCAUUCCUCCCCACCCGUGCUGGCUGGCUUUCCGAAGGCAUAAUCACAGGAAAUUCUGGGCUGGGACCCCCUGUGGGGUGCAGGCUGGGGUGCCCUGAUGGUAUGUGUCCCAACAGGUUUUUCUCUAUCAACCUUGAAAUCAGCCUGGAGCCUGCCUGACCUACAUUCCCCUUAACCGCCCCCCCUCCCCUUACCCCCAGGGAGUUGGAGCCAGUGGUAGAGACAGGUUAGAAGCAAGACUCAAGAGGCUAGGUUUCUGUGGUCCCAACCUGGCCCCGUAGGGAAAGCAAGGCACAAAGCCUCCUGUGUCCUCCGCUGAGCCUGAGAGGCUGAGUGGAGUUCACUUGCGUGGGUUAAGGGCCAGUUCCUGGGAGGAGAGAUGCUAGGCAGGGAGGUGUUUGCUGGUAGACCCUGUACAGCCUGGUCCUCUCCCACGUCUGGGAGGGGCCGAGUCAGAGACAACAGCUGGGCUGGUCUGCAAGAGAGGUCAUCUGACUGGCUGCUCGGUCUGGGCUCCUCUCUCCUCCUCUUCACCAGCAGGCUACCCAGGAGCUGGUGCCCACACAGGCAAGCCACCAGGCCGCAACACCCACCUCACCUCCAGCUCCUUCUGGGGAAGCCAGCUGAACCAUGUCUGUAAGCAGUGGACCAAUCGGAGCAUCCCUGACCCAGGAGAUCCUCAGCUCGCUGGGCCUUGCCAACAAGACAGCAGCUUGGGGCACCCUGGGCACCCUCAGGACUUUCUUGAGCUUCAGUGUGGACAAGGAUGUUCAGAAGCUGCUGAAGGCCAUUACAGGCCAAGGUGUGGACCACAGCACCAUUGUGGAUGUCCUGACCAAUCGGAGCAGAGAGCAAAGACAGCUCAUUUCUCGAGCCUUCCAAGAGCGCACCAAACAGGACCUCCUGAAGUCCUUGCAGGCAGCACUGUCUGGCGACCUGGAGAAAAUUGUGGUGGCUCUCCUACGGCCUGCAGCCCAGUCUGAUGCCCAGGCAUUGAGGACAGCCUUGAAGGCCUCAGGUUCUGCUGGAGAUGUAGCCUUGGAAAUUCUGGCCACCCGAGCAGCACCCCGACUGCAGGAGUGCCUGGCAGUAUAUAAACAUGAUUUCCAGGUGGAGGCUGAGGAAGAUAUCAGAACUGAGACCAAUGGCAUCUUGCAGGACCUGCUUCUGGCCCUGAGCAAGGGGGGCCGCGAGAACUACUCUGGGGUCAUUGACUACAACUUGGAAGAACAAGAUGUCCAGGCACUCCAGCAGACCGGAGGAUCCAGUACAGCAAGUCAAUGGGUCCUGAUCUUUACACAACGGAGCCCUGAACACCUCAUCCGAGUGUUUGAUCAGUACCGGAGAUGUACUGGGCAAGAAUUGGAGGAUGCUGUCCGCAGCUGUUUCCACGGAGAUGCUCAGCGGGCUCUGCUCAGCCUGGCUUCCAUAAUGAGAAACACAGCGCUGUACUUCGCUGACAAACUUCACCAAGCCCUUCAGGAAACUGAGCCUGAUUUCCAGGUGCUGACCCGAGUCCUUGUCUCCCGGAGCGAGAUCGAUCUUCUGAGCAUUCGGGCUGAGUUCAAGAAGAAAUUUGGGAAGUCUCUAUAUUCUUCUCUCCAGGGUACAGUGAGAGGGGAUUGUCACUCGGCCCUCCUGGCCCUGUGCAGAGCCGAAGACAUCUGAGACCUUGUGGACCCACCCUGACCCAGCAUUCAAGAAUCUGGGGAUUCCCAUGUUUGGUUGAACACAUGGGAGACCCCCAACAAACACCAUAUACCCUAACUUCCUCUUGAGGCUGGACCUCUAAAUUUCUUUGAUAUCCUUGGAUUUCCCUCAUCUCUAGCCACAUUUGGGAGGAGGAAUGGGGUGUCUUUAAUAGUGUCUGCCCUAGACAUCAAUCCAUACCACGGCCAGAACAUCUCCCUGCUAGUUGAACCCUUUGCCAAAUCCACUGUCUUUUUAAGUUUCCUGGUUAAAAUUUGGGCAGGUCACAAAGGGAAUUCCAGGACAGGCUCCA
Microtus ochrogaster (prairie vole) is the source of this 2585-nucleotide messenger RNA. It is a transcript of the gene Anxa9, whose product is annotated as annexin A9. Lineage: Eukaryota; Metazoa; Chordata; Mammalia; Rodentia; Cricetidae. Gene Ontology annotation, molecular function: phosphatidylserine binding; calcium-dependent phospholipid binding; calcium ion binding. Gene Ontology annotation, cellular component: cytoplasm; plasma membrane; nucleus. The record is from RefSeq and is a predicted model, not a curated record.